GAUUGGGCUUUCUGUAUCAAAUAUGUGCAUCAUGACCUCUGCUGACUAUUUCUGAUACAAUGCAGUAUCAGUACUCUCCCCCUCCUGUCAUCCCUUGUCUCUCUGCCUUCCUUCCUCCUCCUCCUCCUCCUCCUCCUCUUUUAAUCUCCUUUCCUUACCGCGCGUCACCUCUUUUUAAUGUCGGCCGCGCUGACAUUGAGAAUGACAAAUAUUACUAACACGCACAAACACACACGGGUGAUACAAGUGUGAGUGGUUAGGUAAUGAGGCUCGCUCGCUCACUCGGGGGGUCACGGGGCUUACACGAGUGUGUGUGUGUGUGGGUAGCGAAAACAAAAAAAGGGAGGAAGUAGGGGAGGAUGCGAUGCGUUCUCUUUUUCUUCAUCAUUUGGCUGCGCGUUUUUGUCAUCUUCUCUGUGCGGUCGGCGAGGGAAAGAGAGGAAGUGGUGGGUGGGGGUAGAAAUGUUUAAGUGCCGAUGGCAGCCCCCGGUUACUGCAGCGAGCGGGGUGUCGUCUCUUAUUCCGCCACAGCGUGCAUCUGACAGGCAAGUGAUAGAGAGCCGAGGGAGGAGGAGGAGAUGGAAGGCGGCUUCACAAGCCUGUGACGGCGUCUGUUUUGAAGGCGGGGAGAGCCGCUCCCCUUGGAAGGGGGGAAAAAAAUGAUUUCAAGGUUUUAUUGACCUCAUCAUGAGACUCUCUUCUCCCCCUCCUCCUCUUCCUCGGGCUAGAUUGACUUGUACGACUCCAUCGGUGACAGGCCUUCCCUGCUGUUUCCACGGCGAUGAGGUCAGGGGUGGCCGCUCGUUAUUGGCUGUUGUCUGUAAUCAUCGCACGUCGCUCCGCGGCUUUGUCGGCCCUCCUCCUCCUCUCUUGACCUCGCCGCAGCAGAGCGUGACCCCACAGGGGGCUAGAGGGCCCAGACUGUGUCCAACUGGAGUUGAGAGGUCUCCAGAAUCCCACUGGUCUUCUAGGCGGGACACGCUGCGCCGCCGUGUCCCGGCAGAACUCGCCCUACCGCUUCCGGAUGGGAAAAGAAGUAUGUGACUUCUGUGUGGCGGCGUUGAUGUGAAUCCCACUAACCCCAACCCUAGCCCUAAACCUCACCAUAAGAAACUUCUUUGUUCCAUCUGCGUCGCCUACCCUUCCCGCGAUACGGGAGCCAAUCAUGUUGCAGCGGGGCGUGUGCUGCCUCGAACUUCAGUGGGAUUCCUAAUAACACGUCUCUUGGAGAAAAGAAUUAAACGGAUUUUAUAAAGUGUAAUUACUGUGUGUACUGUAGUAUUUGUGUGUUGGGCGUAUGCCUUUAAGGGGCGUGGCCUAGCGAGUGACAUCAAGAGCUGGGGUCUGCGUGUGAGCGUCUGGGUGUGAGUUGUGGCCUACGGCAGCUCAUUUGUUUGAUGGUUUGUGGCUCUCCUUGCCCGCAGGCGAGGGCAUCGCAGCGCCUCAAUGAUUUCCCUUCCACUUCACUCGAGCGGCGGCGGCGUAUCUCAAGCUCGCUCGGAAUUGGAAACACAUUUUGAUGUUUUUUUUUUUAACUUCUUAGUGAGAGCACUACGCAAGUUAAUGAAAGAUGGAAAAUAUUAUGUUUAAAGAAGUUUUUGAUGUUAUAGUAACGUAUCAAAAUGGGUAUUAAAUGCAAUUGAAUUCAUUUCUACUUUAUUUCAGAUGCAAUUAUUUUCACACAGAGUCAAAUCUGCACCUCUAUUUUUACCACACUUUUUUUUUUAUAUCUGUACUUCUAUUUAAGUACAGCGUAUGAGUCCUUCUGCCACCUCUUCACCACUGCUUCAUCCUCUUUACCGUUUCCUCCCUUUGCUUUAUCUCCUGUCCGCACACGGCCGCCAUUGUCAGUUUGUGGUCGGCUAACGUGUCGUAACUGCUCCCACAACUGCUUAUCAGCCCCUGUACUGUCAUAUGCAGAAAAGUGUUGGGACACGUGGCCGUUCGCAACCUACACAGGAAGUGAACAUUGAAAAAAAUAAUAAAUAAUCACCUCAAGUGUCCAAACUCUUAUCAUUAUCAAACGUUUAGCAAUUGUCCGAGGUAAGAAAAGUACCGUACUCACACUCUAUAAAGUCAUGACUGUAUUUAGCCAUGAACGAUUUUUUUCCCGAUUGUCUGACUAAACCUUUCCUGUUUUAAGUCAAUUAGGAUGACUUUGGGGUCGUCCAAUACAGCCGACUGUCCAUUCCGGUGAAGCAAGGGCAAAGGGCACCCAUAUUACUGUACAGUCCAAAAUGAUGUUUUGUAGGUUUUUGUCGCGGCCUCAAACGCCCAGUAUAGUACAAAGUUAUUGCAAAUGUGGGAAAGUUUCACAUUUUUUUCCCCCAACUUACCACCCAGUGUGCUCGGUCAUCAUGACAUUGUUGACGUACAUUACUCAUCAUAGGCGAGUCGCUUUCAUGAGCCGCAAGGAAUUAGUGCGCUUCCUAGUCCCAAAUCUGUUGUCAAAGGUGAACAGCUUUUUUGCUGUACCACAAAUAGCAUGUUCCAUACUCCCGAACUUCUGCUUUGUACUCCUCAGAGUCUACCACGUGGCCUCCACGUCAAUGUCCCACAUUCAAGAUGGCCACCAUGUAGGCACAGGAGGAUCUAGUAUUAUUGUAUAUCUGUAACCCGGAAAUACGUCAGUCCCAUUCUCCGCCUGCGUUGCGCUACAGCGCCAGUAAAUUCUGGAACUAACGGACUUUGCAAACUAUUUUCGGACACGUUGUUCAGUCCAGACGGUCCGUUUUAUCCGAUAUCCGUCAUAUCGGGGUCGGUUGUAUCGAGGUUCCACUGUAUUUGCUAAAUGCCAGAAUAAUAAACAGUUUUUUUUUUCAGACAAAUAGAUACAAUACACAAUACAGUCUUUGUUUUUACACUUUUAUCUGUACUGAGUACAGCGUGUGAGGACUCUUGCCACCUCUGCGCAAACACAGUGACACACACAGGCAUGCCCGCCCGCACUCACACACACACACAGGCAGACACGCACGCACGCAGUCACAUGCUCCGAUUGAUUAGACAGACCUCGUACUGUAUGACACAUUCAGUUAGUCGGGCUUUCCGUCAAUUACAGUCCACUCAGAACUCAGAUCCCAUCUACUGACAACGGGACUCCAUUUUAUCAGCAUCAGACACGCGGCGUCGCCGGCCGGUGGGUCUGUGCGAGGCGGCGGUGGCUCUGAGACGUCCGGUGACACUGCGGAACCGCGGUCCCCUCGUCCUUGGCAGCCUAACAGAACCGGGCUGCUCCAUCACUGUCUCCACCUCCAUCUUCCUCCUGUGGAAUAUUUUCUUAACGCUUCUGUGUAUCCUUUUUCAAAGAGCAAGAUUGAUUGCAAGGAGUCUGCGAGAGCUAUCUAUAACUCUCGUCUGUCACUGGUGGAUCGAUAACUGCGUGACUCACCGGGCCUGCUACGCGUGUGGGCAAAAGACUUUGGACACACAGCUUCAUCAAUCCAGUCAGGGGUCAGCUUCCCCGUGACCUUUCAGAGCAGGGUCGUCACAUUAAAUUUAGUCAUGGGCCACAUUGUAGUUCUCAAGUCAAGUUUGUUUAUAUAGACCGUCAACACAGAAGUGAAUCAAAGGGCUUCACAGGCCCACAGUUCGCACAAAUCCCCUGGUCCCCUUGCCAUCCAGGCAAGGAAAAACUGGGGGGAGAAAAUAGACGAAACCUUGACAAGGGAUCCCUUUCCGCCCUCCAGAAUGACCAAACUGGAAUGGAUGCCAAGUGGGCAACAUUCAUCCCAUGGUACAGUAUGAUGAGAGCCCAGUAAUGAAAUGAAGCGGCGCUAGUAGACGCGUCAGGUUUUAUUCCAGUAGGUCGAUGCGGAAUCUUCCACAGCAACCUCCUCCCCUCGCUCCUCGCCACUGAACCCUACUCCGCGAGCAGGAUGGUGGGCGGGGGUGGGGUCGAUGCGGCAGUAAAACAGGCCAAACUCCAGAUGUGGGGGGGUGAGGCAGGGAAAGAGACGGGUUGCAUAGUUGCAAUUAGUUCCUCCAUAUUACGUAAAACAAAAAACAAUUACUUGUAAGUCCAGCUGCAACUGUACCAAGUACAGAUUCAAUGAAAUAAUGAGGUUUUUGUAUUUUCUUACUUUCCACCACUGUAUGUGUGAGCGUGCGUGCGUGCGUGUGUGCGUGUGUCCCAUCCAGCAGCAGCAGCAGUACACUGCAGGGAGGUCGGCACAGAAGAAGAAGAAGAAGAAGAAGCGAGCUGAACCAACUGAUCACUCGUGGGACCGAGGAGGCAAAAGCAAGGAGGAUAAAGCAGAAUUGAGGCAGAAGAUACGGGGAACGGAGAACAAAAAAAGAAGCCGCUGAAUGAAUAGUAGCGAGGAAGGGAUUGAGAGGAAGGAGAGGAAGGACCCAGCCUGGCAGAAGCCUCUUCACUUCCUUUUUCUCUCUAUCCAUCCAUCCUCCCUUCCUCACAGACAGUCAAAGGGAGGAAUAACCGCACGGCCGCUCGUUCUCCGAUCAAUUGUCCUCCGCCUUCUUUGGCCUCCGCGCAGGUUCGCUCUACCGGGGGGCAAAAGGGGAGUAGACGGCGCUUGACCUCUCACCUCCUCUGACCUCCUCGCCACCCCCGCGGGACCCGCAGUGUCAGAGGAGGAGGAGGAGGAGGGGAGGGAGGCAGGGGCGGAUGACUGACGCCCGACGACGAGCUCUCUAACCUGACGCCCGCUUCCAGCCCGAGCGGAGGCAUGUUCGGGCUAAAGGUGCCGCACUACUACCUCCCAGGCGUGAGCCAUGACUCCAACAAGUCGGCGUCAUUAGGAAUGGUCUCCACGGCGACUCGCACCGCGGCCACCGUCAGUCCCCUCAGCCCUCUGACCAAUGGGAGCGCGCUCGCCCCGUCUGCUAACUCCGGAUUCGCCGCCGCCCUGCGCAAACUGGCCAAACAGGCUGAGGAUCCCCGAGGUUCGGCCGUCAGCGGCGAGUCGUCGCCCGCGUCUUCGCCCGCCGCCGGCCGCGGCUCGCCGGUCGGCGCCCCCAAGCGGGCGUCGCUAGGGCCCCUUCCCGCCCAGUCCCGGGGCCACGCCGGCGUCCCCGGCGCCUCGCCCGCGGUCACCAUUGCGCCCACCAAGACCAGCAACGGCCUGUGGAGGGCCGACGGACGACAGGUCGAGCCGAGCGUUCCGAGGUUCGGCGGCGGCAGGGAGCGGGCGUGCGCCGACGACGCCCGCCCGCCGCGGGACAGGAGGACCCCGCCCGUCGCCCCGCCUCACCCGCUGGCUCACCCCUUCGGACUCACCCCCGGCUCCGUCAUGCAGGACCCCCGAAUGCAGAGCCUCAGUUUACCUGGGCAGAUGCACCCUGCGGUUCCCUCGGGCGCCAUCCCUGAGGAGUACCUGAGAGCGCUGCGUCCCUUCGCCACCCGCGACGACCCGCGCCUGACCUCCGUGCCUCUCGGUCUGGAUACCGCCGCCGCUCACGCGGCCGCCGCCGCCGCCGCCGCCGCUUACUACCACUCGGCCUUCCUGCACCACCCUCUGUCUUUGCCCAGGAUGGAGGAAUCCUUGUGUCUGUCGGCGCUACGAUCGCAGUUCUACUCCGUGCCCGCCGGGGGGGGAGCCUUUCCCCCGCUGCACCCGUCCGGCCUUCACUUGCACCUGCCCGGAGGCCGCUACCCCGCGGAGCUAAACCACGGUUUACUCGCCGAGAGGCUGCAGAUGGAGAACCAGCUUCGCCAGCGAGAGAGGGAGAAAGAGAGGGAGGAGGAGAGGGAGCGAGAGCUGGACAGACUGAAGGAGAGGCAGAGGGACAGACAGCAGCAGAUGGCGCGGGCGGCGGAGGGCCGCGGCGGGUACCGCGCCGAAGGGCCGCCCCGGAGGGCGCCCGCGCCGGAGGACGGGGCCGGGGCCGGGGCCGGGCCGACCCCCGACGCAGCGGAUGCAGCCGAGGAGUCGGAGCACCCGGCCUUCCUGGCGCAUAAACCUCUUCCCUUGAGCCUCCACUCCUCCAGGGGUUCCGUCCCGCACCCCGUGCCCAGUCUGGUGCCUUCUCACCUGGGCCAGCACCACGCCGCGCCGGGGGGUAGUGGCGUCCACGGAGCUCUGGCGCCCGUCGCCAUGACUCGGCGGGCUUGCGAGGAGGCCUGGAUGAAAGACAGCGCGAGGACGGGCCAUCCUCAGCGAGGCGGCAGGGAAGCACCUCCUUCCCUGGGCACGCCGCCUCCUCUCAUCUCCCCUAAAGCUCCGCAAACCACCCUGUGGAACCCCGCCUCUUUCGUGGAGCGCCCGAAGCCCGCCCCGCCGAGUCGCCCCCCUCCCUGCCUGACCAGGGCUGAGCGCCCCCCCCUGAAGAUGGAGGAGGGAGCCGGGAGGAGGCACCGCCCGGCGGGGGAGGAGGCCGAGCGGGACCGCCUCGCCCGCCGGAGGCACCGCGCCGACGACCUCCGCCCGAGGCCGCGGGCGCCUCUGCCGGACCCCGACGCGCGCCGGGACGGCACGCCGGUGUACGACGAGGCGCUCCGGCAACACCGGCGGCUCCUCAGCAAGCUGGACCUGGAGGAGAAGCGGAGGAGGGAGGCCCGUGAAGGAGGCUUCUACUACGACUUGAACGAGUCGUACGACGAGAGCGACGAGGACGAGGUGAAAGCCCAUCUGAGGAGAGUGACGGAGCAACCGCCCCUUAAGCUCAACACGUCCUCGGAGAAAGUGGACUUCCUGCGCACGUGCGGCCUGGUCACCUUGGCCCACCGCGACGAGCUGCUGCAGCGCAAGAGGAGGAAGAGGAGGCGGAUGAUGAGGGAGCGCAGCACCUCGCCGCCGCCGCCGCCGCCGGCCGUGCGUGGGAAGAGGAAGUCCCCCCCUUCGCUGACGACGCCGUACACCGCCGAGCAGAUGGACGGCGCCCCCGAGCUACAGGAGAAGAAAGACUUCCUGCGGGCCUUCGAGCUCUCCCACGUCAGCGCUCAGCAACGAAGAGAUAAGGAGAAGACGCAAGAGCUGCUGAGGGCCGUCGAGGAGAAGGUCGUGACGUCGGACACGCUCCGAUACGACUCGGUGCCUCCGUGCAGCGGCAGCCCCCCCGCUGCCGCGUCCUCAAGCGGGAGGUCCUCAUCCUGUCCAUCAAACGGACAUCUUGAUCCAGACUCGCCGAGCCCCUCGCCCCCGUAUUGGCACAAAGCGAGGCGUGCCCCCCACAACGACGCCCUCGGGCAGCCGCCUCCGCUCUCGGCGCCGCCGCUGGUCGCUAAUGUGAAGAAAGAGCCCGGCGCGGGGGUGAACGGUCGCGUGCGGCCCUGGGAGACCUUCACGCCCGAGGCCUUCGCACAGCGCUUCCACCGCGCUGUGCUGCAGUCCACACAACACAAAGUCUCGAAGGCGGCGAAGGGUGACGGCUCGCUGCCUCGCGACGCCUCUCCGCUGAAAACGCCGCGUCCGAGCCACGCCGCGCAGCACCUCGACGGCCGUCGCCCCCGCUCCCCUCGAGCCGGCCGGCCGGAGCGCCUGACCGACGAGGACGCGGACGAGGGCGACGGCUCGUCCGGGGAGGAAGCGGAGGACGAGGAGGAGGGGGAAGCGCCGAGGAAGUGGAAGGGCAUCGAAGCCAUUUUCGAGGCCUAUCAGGAGUACGCGGACGAGCACAGUGUUGAGAGGCAGGUUCUCCACAGUCAGUGCAAAAGACUGGAAGCGCAAAACUACAAUCUCAGCAGAACGGCGGAGCAGCUCUCGGUCACCAUGGCGGAGCUGGCGAGCCAGAGGCAGCGGGUGCGGGAGGAGCGCGAGAGGCUCCACGCCCAGCUGGAGCACUUCAGGAGGUGUCUGACGCUACCCAGCAUGCGCUGGGGCAGAGGGGGGCACGUCAACGCCCGCGCGCCCAGGUGACCCCGGGACGCCACGUGUCCAAAGACUACCGGCUUUGCGCUUACAGCAGAUAACACGAAGGAAGUCGAUCCCCGGAUCCGGACUCAAAAUUCGACGCGCCUGUUGCCAUGGUUACCGUAACCCCUCACUUCUUUGUUUUGUUUUUUUUGUUUUUUUUACCCGAUCUGAGCUUUGUCAAGUCGAUAACCACAUCUGGAAGGACGUGUCAUCAUUUUGUCUGUCCAGAAACGUAGCUGACGUCGCUAGACGAACAAAGAUACAUUACAGUGAUCCCCUGUUAUUUGUGUGUGUGUGGGGGGGGGGGGGGGGGGGGGCGAUGGCGAGCCUGACCACGAAUAAUUGACACGCCCCCAAAGGUUUUUUACAAUUUAGUUUCAACUGUAAAUGUACCGCAAACUAUGAUCCCAAAACAGUUAAAUAUCAUUUCUGACUCACUUGAUAAAAUCAUCUUUCUAAUGGAAAUGCUUACUGCUUACUGCUUACGUUUGAUUUACAAAGAAAAAAGGCUCCUAACUUCCACUGACAACCCAGGCUAAAUUUAGCUCCUCCUCAAUACACAAAGCUUGUCUCCGGCACAAGAUGUGUCACUUCAACAUACUUCCUCGAGACCAACUCCUAUGGCUCCAUCUUGUGGCAUUUUAUAACACUAUAGAAAGAAUCAUUUUUAUUCUUUUUAAACGCAAAAAGGUGAGGUAACGGAGGAUAGGUUCCAAAAUAAAACACUGUGAGGUGAAUUCACAAAUAGUCAGGGGAUUACUAUAAUGGUAGUCAAUAAAUCCAAUCGGAUCAUUUCCCACAGCACACUCGAUAGUCGCUCAGCACACGGCGCUUGGGAAUCGCUGAUCUCAUUCAUUCAUUCAUUCAUUCAUUCGAGACGCUUGACCAGGCUGAAUGGAAAAGCACAAAACGGGAAUAGGAUGCACUUAGUGGAAACACACCCACAAAAACAACAGAUGAACUUGGGUUUUUGUGGUUUGUUUUUCUUUUGGCGCUUCAUAGAUUUGACACUGCUUCUUUUGCCAGAUGAAUCAUUUUCUGUUUUGGUGGUUUGAUUUCAAAAAGGGGGGGGGGAAGAAGCCAUAUGCUGUGUUUAAAAAUGAAGGAUGUUAUAGCAUAAAUGUAUUGAUUGUUGGGAGGCUGGUUGUCAUGACAACCGUACGGUCACAUACUACAGGUACAACCUUUACAUGUCUGUACAUGUGAUAGAACUUGAACUUACAUUUCAACUUCUUUUUUGUCCACACCUUCAAUAGAGUAUAAUUGCCUUUCAUUUGAGAGAAUAUACUGUCAAAGAUGGAUCAUGUCAAAUUUUGCCGAAUUGUUUGAAUCAGCUGUUAUCGAAUGGAUUUCUUUUCGGGAAGUUGGGGCUGUAAAUUUGCAGUGAAUUAUUUAUUAACAUAUUGCUGUACAUGAAAAUAGACAUUUGCAUUAAAAUGUUGCAUCACGCAAUAUACAUUCA
Molecule: messenger RNA, 9276 nt
Organism: Phyllopteryx taeniolatus (common seadragon)
Lineage: Eukaryota; Metazoa; Chordata; Actinopteri; Syngnathiformes; Syngnathidae
Product: genetic suppressor element 1-like
Exons: 17
Coding region: 4689-7817 (1042 amino acids)
Source: RefSeq, a predicted model, not a curated record